UUUUUUGCAGCUUAAAAUGCCCCCUCGUGUCAACCCUCAGAAAGAUGCAAUUCAGCAUGUUACUUCAAGAACAGAUAAAAUUAACAAGCUAGAGGUGAAGUACAUCAAUGAAGUAAAAGGUCGUGGUAUAUUUGCAAAAGGUUCAUUUUGCCAAGGAGACUUUGUGUUAGAAUAUAGAGGAGAUAGGAUAACUGAAGCAGAAUCUGAGAGAAGACAAAAACUUUAUCACCCAUCAUGUGCAGGAUUUUUUUUUUGUAUUCAAGUGGCACGGGAAAACAUGCUGCAUUGAUGCCUCCAGAGAGGAUGGGUCAUUUGGGAGGCUAGUAAAUGAUGAACACAGACAUCCAAACUGCAGGAUGAAAAAGGUUAAUGUGAAUGGAAGUCCUCACCUCUGUUUGUUUGCCCUCAAAAACAUUCAAGAAGGAGAUGAAAUUACAUAUGAUUAUGGAGGUGCAGACUGCCCGUGGAGA
This is a messenger RNA of Nothobranchius furzeri (turquoise killifish), 470 nucleotides long. The record is from RefSeq and is a predicted model, not a curated record. NCBI's taxonomy places the organism in Eukaryota, Metazoa, Chordata, Actinopteri, Cyprinodontiformes, Nothobranchiidae.